Molecule: messenger RNA, 6657 nt
Organism: Octopus sinensis (East Asian common octopus)
Lineage: Eukaryota; Metazoa; Mollusca; Cephalopoda; Octopoda; Octopodidae
Product: lateral signaling target protein 2 homolog
Exons: 12
Coding region: 736-3864 (1042 amino acids)
Cellular component (GO): early endosome membrane
Molecular function (GO): metal ion binding
Source: RefSeq, a predicted model, not a curated record
AGGAAAUGGGAACAGAAGAGUUUAGUCCAAGACAGGAGCAGCGGAAGUGACGUCAGCGCGGUAGGUGUUCACCGAUGCAAUACGCAUGCCCGAGCCAUCACGGCUCGUCGCUCCUUCUGCAUGUCUCAGAUCCCCCCCUUCCUCCUAUUAUAUAACUAAGUAGCUAUUUUAGUACGGAUUUUUUGUUUGCUUGUCUUCUAGUUUGUUUUAAAAACACACUGUAUAUGUAUAUAUACACGGCACAGAUAUAUAGAUAUAUACACACACACUUAUAUAUGUAUAUAUAAUACACAAACACACUUCUUUUUUUUUAUACUCCUCAAACCCAGGCAUUUUUCUCUCUUUAAUCUCUUCAAUUUUACCCACCUCUUUUCCCCUCUUAUAUAGCAUUAUUAUUGUUUCUCUGAUUUCUUACCUUCUAUCACAUAUUUUUUUACCCCCCCAUUCUCUGUACCACACACACACACAAACAGAUAUAUAUGUAUAUAUAAUAUAUAUAUAUAUUUAUAUAUAUAUAUAUUAUACUAUAUAUAAUAAUAAUAAUACCACUUUCGUCAUUUCGUGCUUCCAAUCUCUUCUUUUUUUGGUCGACAGUGUUUAUUACUACUUGAUUACAUUAUUUAUUUUUUUUCAACCCCCGCCUUCUUGUUUUACUGCCCUUCUUUCUCGGUUGCAAACAUUCAACGUCUAGGCUAUUUUUUCUGGUCACGCUGGAAUGAAAGCACUGGCGGUAGGAUGAACUCUCUGCGAAGGUGGCUCUAUAAGCCGAAGAAGUCUGAUCGGUCCCUUUUGGCUCAAUUCUACUAUGCAGAUGAAGAGCUGAACAUGGUGGCUGCAGAGCUGGACAGCUUUGACGGUCAUAAAGACCCUGAACGCUGCACACUCUUAGUCAACCAGUUACGUGGAUGUCAGGACAAAGUGCUCAACAUUAUCCAAAAAAUAAUGGAUAAAGCCAUUGACGUUGAUAGAGCUAACAGAGAUUUCCGUGUAAAAUUUCCAGAUGAUGUUUUGCAGGAAAGCCUUGCUGGUCAACUAUGGUUUGGAGCAGAGUGUUUAGCUGCAGGAUCGACCAUAAUGAAUCGAGAGGUUGAAAGUGCAAGUAUGCGACCUUUGGCCCGAGCACUAACCAAAAAUCUGGAUAGUUUACGCAGUAUAUUGCGGGAGCAAUGUUUAAAAAAUAUCAAUGUCUACACAGAACGAAUUAAAGAGGCAUUGACGAUAUUUGAUAAAUUGUUUGCUGAGUUUGAAUUGAGCUACGUGAGUGCAAUGGUUCCUGUGAAGACAAUGAAAGAAUAUGAUAUUUUGCAAGAGGUGACUGUAUUGUUUUCAGAAACUGUGCAUAGAUCACUAAAGUUAGGUCUUCUUACUCAGGAAAUGAUAGAUGACUACGACCCUGCACUAAUGUUCACUAUCCCUCGAUUGGCUAUUGUUUGCGGCCUUCUUGUAUACCCUGAGGGUCCACUAAAUCCAGACAUGGAAACUAGCAAUAUGUCGGAGAUGUUCCGUCCUUUUCAGCCCCUCCUUUACAAAAUAAGAGAACUUCUUUACACUCUCAGUCGGGAUGAAUUAUUUACCUUAGAGAAGGCCCUGUGCAGUGCAGAUGAACCAGAGAUAGAUCUGUCUUCCUCGUUGAUUCAUCAGUCUGAUAUAGACAGCCAGUCACAGGUGUCUUGCCAAACAGAAAAAGUUGCAUCUAUGGAUGCCCGGUUUUUAACCAUCUCUCCACUAACUCCUGCCCUCUACCAAGACUCUGCUGCUUGUCAGGAAGAUAUUUUGGUCCAUUCGCCCAGCUCAGGUAGCCCAGUCACUCCAGAUAGUGAGGGUGAGUUUAGUAUUGGACAGAUGAGUCAUUCUCCAUCUGUGGUUACCAUAAUACUCAAAGGGUCACCUGCCAGUGACCACCGAACUGUUGAAAGUGUAGAGAUUUCAUCUCUGAACAAAUGUGCCAGUAAAGACUCUGGUUUUUCUAGUGAGAACAUUGGCUCCAGUGGGAGCUUGAGCAAUCCGGUGUCAUCAUGUGAUGAUGAUGAUCACCACAGUUCUGCCGAUUGUGCCAUGGACACUAGUAGCAAUAGCAGUAGUAAUAGUAGUACCAGUAGUAAUACUAACAACAACAAUAAUAAUAACAACAACAUUCCAAAUGACAGAGUUGGUGCUGCCCAGGCUAGUUGUGGAGCUGAACUUUGUGACACAGCAAGUUUACCAGUAAAUCCAUCUUACCCGUCACCAUCACAGCUUCAACAAGAGUCACAUUCAUUAAGCUAUCAACACCCUUACCCAUCCUCACCAUCAUCUACUCCAUCCCCCAAACAAGUUCGACACAAACAGGAGGCUUGCGAGAGCCCCAACACAUCCACAGAUAUUCUGACCACACAACAUGAUUUAACUGACCGCCUAGUGAGCCAGAACCUGACAUUGCCCUCAUUCAUGCCACCCUCUUCAUCUCUGUCACCCCAGCUCCCUUCCACCAUGGAUAUACCGCCUGCAAUGACCCAAAGUUGGCAGUAUGAUAUUCAGUUUGAAAUUCCUCGUAUAUCAAUACAACCGUCGAGUUCUGUCGAGGACAUAGAUGCUAUACAUGAUGUAGGACUACAGCAGAAGCAGCAGCCACAGCAGGAUGUGCAACAGAAUUCUUCAUCUUCACCUCCAUCACUGUCACAGCAGCCACAACAACAACAACAACAGCAACAGCAGCAACAGAGUAAUCACAAACAACAAGUUCACUCAGCACACAACCCAAGCCAUGAUCAUCUGUUACAAGAGUGUGCUGAAUCAGCUGCAACAAUCCGGCCAUCAAGUCACUACUUAGGGAGCUGCCGUCGCAGCACGGAGGCAACUAGCCACGCUGGAGGAGACCUAAUUAAGAACAAGCGGAAGGUGUGCCACUCGAAUCGCGUCACGGAGCCAGACUGCAAAGGAACAUUGAAGUUCAGUACAGCAAUGAAUGCUUGUGCCCUUGAAAAGUUCCAACACAAGGCUGGCAACCCCUACCGUCGGGGGAGUGUUGGCGGCGGUGGUGGUAGCAGUGUGAGCCAUGGUGCUAUGUUACCAGAUGACUCGGAAGCCUGUCUGGAAAUUCCAAGGAUUCAACGGCUGCGCUAUACUGAGAGCAUCAGUUCAACCUGCUCCAGUUGUCGCAGUGGCUGCAGUGUUGGUAGUGACUGUGAGUGGGACCGAGAAAGUUGUGCCAGUAGUGAAACAAGUUCGUAUAAUUCUGAUUGCCAUGAUGAUGAAGAGAUAGCACUUGCUAUCCAAGCUGCUGAACUAGCUUCACGAAAUGAAGCUCGUUCACGCUUUCAAAACAGUAGUGAUCUCAUUCAUCGACUUUUUGUAUGCAUAUCAGGUGUGGCUGAUCAAUUGCAGACCAAUUUUGCCAGUGAUCUACGCAGUAUACUUAAGGCAGUUUUUGAUAUUAACUGUUCAGAACCUUUAGUAAUGGCUGACAAUGCUAUCGAGAGUGGCUCUCAACUUUACACAGCCAGCUCCAGUCACGCAAUGGGAAGUGUGGGUGUACCUCAUCACAUUGCUGCUUCUGGCUCAACGGGUUCGCCAUCUCCUCCAUUAUUAGCUCGUAGUGCCAGCAGUGAUGAUGAUCAACAUCUUGAACAGUAUGCACGCUCAAGGUCAUUCCAAGAACCACCUCCUUGGGUUCCAGAUGAACAGUGUCCCCACUGUUCUUCCUGCAAAGCCCCCUUCACCUUCGUGAAGAGACGACAUCAUUGUAGAAACUGUGGCAAGGUAUUUUGUUCUCGAUGCUCAGCUAACUCUGUUCCAUUGCCGCAGUAUGGACAUGUGAAGCCAGUGCGUGUCUGCAAUCAUUGUUUUGUAUUUCAAGUGACGCAUUUCACCGUGCAAGAAGAGUGAGCACUUGAUCUCCAAAGUGAUCCAAUUAGCUUAUCAGGAUGAACUUUAUCAGUUGGUUCUCUGUUUUCUCCCAAAAGCAGAUGGUCCUUCCAUUGUUGUCCAACUGGUUCUGAUGUUGAGCGUUAACUUUUAGCUACUCCAUCACGACACGACAGUGUGAAUGGAGGGGAGCUCGGGAUAAAGAUGCUGACUGGAUUAACUCUGAAUUUCCUCGCCCUGGCAUAAAGACAGUGUGCAAUUCAAGUCAGAAUGUACCGACUUUUUUCUUCUUUCCUUAUCCCUUCCCCACACUAAUUGGUAGCACAAGAACGUGUUUGGUGGUGGCGGGGAGGGCCCCUCUUGUUGGGUGUUCCUUGUAAGGUCUACGGCACCUUCAUUGCAAAACUAAUUCCUUGGACACCUCAAGCUGAAAACUUGAUAAAAAGCAUUCUCUCCUUUCCUGAUUUUUUGGUUUUUUUUUAUGUUAUUUCUCAAAAAAUUCAUGUAAGAGCGUAAUUACAUUUUGUUAAUAGAAUUUUGUCUUAUGAAAGAAAUUUGGGAAAAAAAAAGACAAGUAAAAAGAAAAAAAAAUCAUAUAUAAUGAAGCUGCAUCUAUUUUUUUGUAUGUUUAAAAACAUAUAUUAGCAAUAUUUCACCUGACCAGUGGAAAAUAUGGGAUUUAUUUUAUCCCCAAACCAAUACCACAACUGUGAUGUCUCCUAUAACUGUUUGCAGUUCAGAUUUUUGUUUUUGUAUUUUUUAUUUUAAACUCCAACUCAUUAUUUUUUUAUUGUUUACGUUCUGUAAAAGAAAUGAAACAAAAUCUUUUUCUAUUAUAAUUAUUACUGCUCGUUUUACGAAAUUAAUCUUUUUACUUUGCAAAUUUAGUUAAAUGGCUCUUAAGAAAUAAUUGGACAAAUGUGAGAUUUAAGAAGCGGGUACGUUGAUGAUAAGGCACUGGUAAUGGUGGUGGGGUACACAGGUAAUUUCUCCAAUGCUUAGAGAUCUCUUUUCAUCAAAGACACCAAAACUAAAAGAUGGAUUUCCAGUUUGAUCUUACCAAUACUAGAGUUUGUUUAUCUCUUUGCUUUUUUCAAAGCAACAAAAUAAUGCUAUAAACAUGUUUUAGUCUACUAACAAAGAUAUCUAUCUAUAUGUAUAUAUGUACAUACAAUAAUUAUGUGUGUAUAUAUAUGUGCGUGUGUAUAAAGUGGGAGUGUUGAAUAUAACAUAUUUCCCUGUCCCAUAAAGUUUUUCCCCAAAAUUAAACUUAUAAUAAAGGACACAUCUAUCAUUGAGUUAAUUCCUUAUUUGUUUACUCCUUUCUCUCUCUCUCUCUCUCUUGGUGUCUUUUUGUUCUGAGAAGUUAAAAGUAAUUUUAGCAACAACCAUUGUUAUACUAAAUGAGAUAAUUAUGUAUGUGAAGUCAUAUCUGAACCAAGCAUGUUUUGUACUGGACUCUUAAACAUGUGUGGAGUGAUAAUGUGACAUGAGGUAGUGGAUAGAUGGAGUUUGACCAAGAAAGACAUGUGAAUAAGUAGUCUGGUUUAGAUUCGAGAUCAAAUUCCCGCACAGAUGAGAUUGAAGAAUCAUGCAGAGAUAUUUUGUGUGGGUAGCUAUCUCCUGUCAGACAAAAUGAUGGCCAAAACCUUUGAAGCAGGUUAGGAUCUAACUUUUUUUUUUCUUUGCAGUAUUUUUGAUUCUUUCAGCAGGUUUGGAUUUGAAAGAGUCAAAUAUUAUGCAAUGAAGACAUAAGAAUGUUGUCUAAGGUUUAUUACUUCGUUAUUUGAAAAGUUUAAGUUCCAGCAGCAGUAUUGUUGUUGGAUCAGUUGUGAAUUUUGUGAAAAGACGAGACACAACAAACUAUUUCUUCCCAACAAAUCCUGGUAUUUUAGAAACCUUCAGCUACUUUUCAAAUAAAUCUGCAUUCUUUAAAUCUGUUAUUUUGUAAUUUAUAACCCACCGACAUCCAACCCCUCAUCUUACCUGCUCUUGUUUUGCAGUUAAUACUUUUUUUUUUUUAUAUUUUACUCUUUUUUAAUUCUUUUAACUUUGUAAGCAAAGUGAAACAAAAAUAAAAACAGAUUUUGAAAUAAAAGAACACUCAAAGUUUAUUUCCACCCCCACCCCCCUAUAUAUUUCUGUGCUGUUUGCACUUUUUACUUUAUUUUUUAUAGUCAUCUGUUUGUCAUCCUAUUGAAAUUAAUUAAAAAAAAAGUGCAGUCCCAAAAUUUUACAAGUUAUUGCUUGCAUUAAAAAACUGCUUUAAUUUCUCAUAGGAUUCAUUUUUAUCUGUGAAAUCAAGUAUAUUAUUGGUGUUAAAGUCCCAGGACAUUCUUGAUUGAGCAUACUUAUGAUCAAUAGCAUUCCUUUUAUUCAGCCAUAGGGCAUCCAAAACCAUAUUGUUCAGUAUGUCCUUCCUCAUUUAAGAUAGCUGGGUGUGAUGUGACUACUAUCUCCAGCAGGUCGAAUGUGUAGAGACUCCUUUGUUUUUUUCAACUAAAUAUGCAUUUGUGUAAACAAAAUUUUUCAACAGGGAAUUCUGUAGGGUUAAAAGACACUUAUAAAUCAUUUUAUUUUGAUCUAUUAAACAUUCUUCCCCACCAAUAUAUGUAACAGGAGUGUUAUUUUCUUAAAAUCCUUGAGAUCAGCACUAAACUGUCCUGCUAAACGCUCUGUCGCUUCUAUCAAAGAUUGUCUAUCAUGAUGUUGAAGAGUCCAGGAUUCCCUCAUACAGUUUAAUUGAAAGAAUUAUUUUAUUUCUUCUUUCACUUUGCAUGCCAGCCUCUUUGCUUCAUUCACUUUGCAUGUGAU